AUGAAGCCAUUCCAUUUGGUCUUUGGCCUCUGGGUUCUUAUAGUAUGCUUCCUGUCCUGUGAGUGUCACAGAGGCCCUGGAAGACAUGAUCAUAGAGGACCACCUCCUCCUCGUCCCCCUCCCCAUGGUCCAGGAUUUGGUAGACCACCCUUUCCUCCUCCUUGUCUACCAGUUCCUCCACAUCAUAGACCUCCAAGCAAUCCUUCUCCUCCACCUACUCCAAGCAUUCCUCCCACCGGACCUCCACCUACUCCAAGCAUUCCUCCCACCGGACCUCCACCUACUCCAAGCAUUCCUCCUACUGGACCUCCUCCCACAGAACAAGCAACUACAAUACCAGCCGCCAACAUCUCCCUAACUACUCCUACUGCUACAAAUUCCACUGAUAGAUUCUGGAGGUUGUGGCAAUUAAUAAAUUCCCUUUUGCAGCCAUAA
Messenger RNA from Mus pahari (shrew mouse), 435 nucleotides. Its product is annotated as submaxillary gland androgen-regulated protein 3A-like. The transcript has 2 exons. Gene Ontology annotation, molecular function: endopeptidase inhibitor activity. Gene Ontology annotation, biological process: regulation of sensory perception of pain. NCBI's taxonomy places the organism in Eukaryota, Metazoa, Chordata, Mammalia, Rodentia, Muridae. Bases 1 to 435 code for a protein of 144 amino acids. The record is from RefSeq and is a predicted model, not a curated record.